Molecule: messenger RNA, 704 nt
Organism: Cucumis melo (muskmelon)
Lineage: Eukaryota; Viridiplantae; Streptophyta; Magnoliopsida; Cucurbitales; Cucurbitaceae
Product: LOB domain-containing protein 12-like
Exons: 2
Coding region: 119-604 (161 amino acids)
Source: RefSeq, a predicted model, not a curated record
CUCUCCAAAUCCAAUUCUCAACAUUCGGAAAAAAAAACCCAUUACUUUAAUCAUUGGGUUUAUCUUUUCUUCUUUUAGUAUUGAAGAACAAAAUUAUUGUGUAUUAAUAUUAUUGCCGAUGGGAGUUGGUUCAUCGCCUUGCGCCUCUUGUAAAUUGCUACGACGACGGUGUGCAAAAGACUGUAUUUUUGCUCCUUAUUUCCCUCCCGAAGACCCUCUCAAGUUCGCCAUUGUUCAUAAGAUCUUUGGUGCUAGCAAUGUCAGCAAAAUGUUGCAGGAGGUUCCAAUAGAUCAAAGAGCAGAUGCAGUGAGUAGUAUGGUAUAUGAAGCGAGUGCAAGAAUGCAAGAUCCAGUAUAUGGUUGUGUAGGAACAAUCGCGUUUUUGCAAAACGAAGUGUCUCGAUUAGAAAUUCAACUAGGGGCAGCUCAAGCAGAGAUUUUGACGUUACAAAUGCGACAACAAGAGACCUCAACAACAUUUCCAACGACUACAACCCAAAUGGAUCAAGAUGAACAAAAUCUUAUGAUUUUCUCAAAUACCGAUUCUUCUAAUUCAUUACAUAUUUUUCGAGCAACGGAGGAUUAUUACCAUAUGUGGACUUGAAUAACUUUCAUGAUUAUUAUUAUCAUCAUCAUGUAACAUGAAGUAUAUAUAUCAUAUAUAGACAUAUAAACAUUAAUACAAAAAAGCUUACAAUUUUUUU